This is a messenger RNA of Neocloeon triangulifer, 6605 nucleotides long. Its product is annotated as protein artichoke. The record is from RefSeq and is a predicted model, not a curated record. Gene Ontology annotation, molecular function: protein binding. NCBI's taxonomy places the organism in Eukaryota, Metazoa, Arthropoda, Insecta, Ephemeroptera, Baetidae. Bases 252 to 4319 code for a protein of 1355 amino acids. The transcript is spliced from 8 exons.
GCCGCCAGCUGCACUUUUUUCGACGACAAUUUCUUUGACGUCAAAGUAAUUCUUUCCGGGCAUUUCGUAGCGGCGCUUCCAUGGUGUAGUUUAUUCGUCGGCUGACGUUUCUUAUCCAGCAGAUUAUGCCUCUUGAGGUACGUCUGUCGAGCUUUAUAGCAGUUUCUGAUUAGCUUGAAAAGGGCUGCUGAGACCGUGAGUGCGACCGGCCGUCCGCCCUGAAGUAUGGGGUGCAGCACCUGCGCGUGGACAUGAAGAGCGCGUCAUUGCAUUUUUCGUUUCUCCUCCUAGCCUUUCUGCCGCCGCAAUGUCCCGUCGUUCCCGGCCCCCGGCUCACCCUGGCGCAGCACGUGUCCACGCUGGACAAGUGUCCGCCGCUGUCGCAGAACCCGUCGUGUCCGUGCUACAACUUCGAGGACGGCAUCUUCCUCGAGUGUCCGGCCAUCUCGUUCGGGGCGCUGCGCGGCGUGCUCGAGCUGGUGCGCGCGCCCAUCAAGUCGCUCAGCCUGUACGACCUGGAGAAGAACCUGACCGUGUUCCCGGACAACCUGUUCCCCAACCACACCGCCAUCACGCACCUCCAGAUCACGCAGUCGUCCAUCAAGAACCUGCGCGACAACAGUCUGCAGACGCUCAGGGUGUCGCUCGAGUCGCUCGGCAUUUUGCACGCGCAGCUCCAGAGCGUGCCCCAAAGGGCCCUUUCGGGCCUCGCCCUCAGAGGCCUCAACCUCGAGGGCAACUUCAUCACAGAGCUUCCUAGUUACUCCUUUUAUGGACUGCACCUAAUGAAGAUCAACGUGAAGGGAAACCAGCUGGAGAGAGUAUCCGAGUACGCGUUCGCCGGAUUGGAAGAGACCCUCACGGAAUUGGAGCUGACGGAGAAUAAGCUUCGAACUUUCCCGACGGCCGCGCUCCGGAGACUCGAGCAGCUGAGAGCACUUCAUUUGGCAUGGAACGAGAUAUCGACGAUCCAGGACGACGGCCACUCGCGCCUCGACUCGCUCACCCUGCUCGACUUGAGUUCCAACAACCUGCAGGCCGUGGCCGCCCACAACUUUCGCUCAAUGCCCGCCCUGCGGUCACUCUCGCUCUACCACAACGGCGUCGAGACGGUGCACCCCGACUCCUUCUCCAUGCUGCCCCAGCUCGAGGCGCUCGAUCUCAGCCAUAACAAGAUCGUGCACCUGGACUCGACAACUUUCCGGGGCAACGCCAAAAUAAGGACGGUCGAUUUGAGCCACAAUCACGUGCACCACAUCACGGGGGUGUUUUCGCACCUGCCCGAGUUGCGCGAGCUAAUUUUAUCCGAGAACAACAUCCUGGAGGUUCCCCGCGGUGCCUUCACCGAAUCCAUUCAACUCUCGGUGGUGCACCUGCAGCAGAACGCGAUCCGCCGCGUGUCUGGCGAGGCUUUUGUUUCGGUGCCUUCGUUAACCGAGCUGCACCUCAGCGACAACUUCAUUAGCAGCAUCCCCGCCGAACUGUUCACGCACCUCGACAAGCUCACCUCGCUCAGCCUCGACAACAAUCUCAUUAACGUUCUCGCGCCCGGCACCUUCAGCGCGUGCAACUCUCUGCGCGAACUCCGCCUCCAGAACAACAAACUCGAGCACAUCCAGUCGGGGGUGUUUUCCUCGCUGCCGUCGCUGAUCGAACUCCACCUUCAAAAUAACGAAAUCAAGUCAAUAGACAGCAAGGCGUUUUACUCCAUGAACAACCUGCAGCACAUCAACCUUCAGAGCAACAAACUGGGCAGACUGGGCGACGUUUUCGCCCACAGGUCGUCCAGUCUGGUUUCAAUUCAGGUGGACAAUAAUCUCAUCAACAGCAUGCACGAGUUCACCUUCAAAGGUCAGGGUGGCGUUCAGAUCAUCUGGCUGAGCCACAAUCAGCUCAACCGAAUAGAGAGGACCCUGUUCCAGGACCUGCUGCUCAUCCAGCGGCUCUACCUGACCAACAAUUCCAUCAGUGCCAUCGAGGACAGAGCGUUUGUCAGUUUGCAGGCGCUGCAGUUCCUGGACAUGUCGCACAACAAGUUGCGGCAAAUCACGCGCCAGAGUUUCGCCGACCUGAGCGAGCUGGAGGAGCUCAGCCUGGCGUCCAACUUGAUCCAAUCCAUCGCCCCACGUGCCUUUUCCAGCCUGAAAAAGCUGCGCACCCUCGACCUUUCAGGAAACUCGCUCAACGUCAUCCACGCCGAGAUGUUCCAGAUCGGCCUGCCCAUCAGGGUGCUCAACCUGAAGAACUCGUCGGUCAGCAAAAUCCAGGACGGCGCCUUUCGAGGACUGAACAAUUUGAACGAACUCAACCUGGAGGACAACCGGUUCGGCGCCGAAACCAUCAACCAGCUGGACAUCCCCGGCCUCAGGGUCCUGCGCCUCUCGAAAAACAACCUGAAAGGUCUGGACUCGGAUUCGCUGCGCGGGUUGGGUUCGUUGACCACGCUUUAUCUGGACCGCACGCAGCUCAACAAAUUGCCGCACGACAUUUUCCAGGCCAACCACAAUCUGAACAAACUCGAUUUGGGCGUGAAUAAAAUCAAAGCGCUGCACAAGGACACGUUCGGCCACCUGGGCGGGCUGCGUGAGCUGCGAUUCAACGGCAACUCGAUGCUCGAGUUUCCGUACUCGGCGAUCGCCAACGUGACUAGUUUAGAGGUAUUGAUCGCUUCCAAUAAUGCGAUGCCCAAUGUGGAUUUUAAUCGGUUGAUUGGCCUGCGUAAAUUGCGAGAGCUCGACCUGCACGCAAACUCGAUAACCAGCAUCAUCGGCUUCACCAACACAAAUUUAUCUCACUUGCAGAGCCUUGAUUUGAGCGACAAUUUGCUCGCGGGGCUGAUCAAUAAUUUCUUCCACUUCUCCGUUGGCAUUCUGCGAAUUAAUCUGGCGAAAAACCAAUUCCGGCACAUUCCCACGCCACUGUCGGGCCAAAAUCUGCCGCAGCUGCGAUUUUUAAACAUGACCCAGAACCCGGUGACCGAGCUGGCGUUCGCACGCCGCUUCCCUUCGCUCCAGGAAAUCCACAUUUCGCGCACCAACGUCACCGUCAUCACGAGCCGCGACUUUGAGAACUACCCAAUGCUGCUGCACUUGUUCCUCAAUCACAACCGAAUAAUGAAAAUCUCGCCGAGCGCCUUCAAGAGCUUAAAGCAGCUGCUCACCUUGGAUUUGAGCAUCAACCAGAUCGAAAUGAUCCCCCAAGAGAGACUGCAGGGAUUAGGCGAGCUGCGCCUGCUCAACAUAAGCCACAACCAAUUAAAAGAGCUGGAGGUCUUCACCGGCGACCUCAAGUCGCUGCAAGUGCUCGACAUCUCGUUCAACCAAAUCGCCCGCAUUGCCAAGUCCACUUUUAGUCAAUUAGACAAACUCGCCGAGCUCUACCUGUACGGCAACUGGAUCUCUAGUGUUGCCAACGACGCCUUCAGGCCGCUCAAAAAAUUGAAGCACCUCGACCUUGGGCGCAACUAUCUUGAGAAUCUGCCCCUCAACGCCCUCAAGCCCCUCGAGACGCAAAUUAGGAGUCUGCGAACGGACGACAACCCGCUGCACUGCGGUUGCGACGCGCAAGAGUUGUGGGAAUGGUUCCAGGACCACCAGAAGUUGCUGGCAUCAGGCAACCGGCUGCGGUGCGAAUACCCGCUCGAGCUCAAGGGCCAGAACUUCCUGGAGCUGGAGCCGCCGCGCUUCUGCACCACCCCGCUCGUGCUCAAACUGGCCAUCCAGGACAUCCAGACGUUCUCGGUGGUGGUGUCGUGGGUACCGCGCAACCACAGCGGCAUCCACGGCUACCGCGUCGGCUACCAGUCGCUCGACCACCCCUCCGACCCCGCCAAGUCCAAGUUCAUGGAGCGCUCGUCGCGCACCGUCAAACUGUCGCGCUUGUACGCCAACACCAGAUACCAGGUCUGCGUCAUGGGACUGACCAACUGGGAACCGGGCAACGUCAGCGAUGACGUCGCCAGUGGAAUGAUGGACUCGAGCACGACAAAGUGCACCGAGGUGAGCACCCUGGAGCCGGUGGAAGGCGCGAGAGUGGAGGUGGUGCAAGUGUCGAGCGGCAAAGCGGCGCGGAACAUCCCCGAGGGGUCGGUGCUGACGCGCAGACUGGGUCUGAUCGUGGGCACGACCACGGGCGGCCUCGUGUUCGUGGUGCUCGUCGGCUGCCUCAGCUACCUCAAGAUCAAGAAGCGGCGCGGCAUGAAAACGGACGACGGCACCGGGCCGCAGGAGUACAUCACCUACGACCGGGCGCUCUCCUUCCAGAGCACCGACCCCAACCAGAGCACCAUGGGCACCACGGACACGCUCAUCGGCAGCUAACUAAUAUUCCACCUAUCCUAAUUGCGCCAAUUAGGAGACGAGGACUAUUGUUUUUUACUUCAGCAAAGAGAAGAUUUAACUCGAUAUUUUUUUAUAUUAAUUCUCAAGUGGUUUCGAAAACAACAAAACCAAUCAUGAACUGGAAUGUUUGUCAUUUUUCAACCUCCGGACGAUCUCGGCCAACCAAAGAAGAAGCAUCUGGUGAAUAUGGUGGUGAAUUUUAUUUGUUACUAUUUCAGGCAGAACGUUAACAACACGUGCGGACACUCGGUGCGAAUUGCUCAAUUUGAAGAAUUAUUAUUAUUUAGAAAAAGGAAAUUAUCUCACCACCAGAAAACUAGUGCUCUCGCAACUUAAAAUUCACUUUCUCUCUUCGAUAAAAAAAAUAUAAAUUUGAAAAUUCGCUUUUGAAUAGAAUUCACGGUUAGGUCUCCCGAAACAACCCCGACCGCAAAAUUUCACCAUUCAUCUUAAUGUUCCGCGAAAAAACAAGCAGGCUCGAGCAAGGAGCGGAAAAGCAGCGGCAACAGAUUAUUACGAAAGUUGUGCUCUUUUUUUCUCAUUGAAAAGUUGAAGAAAGUUUUUAUAUGAUGCUUUAGUGCACUCUGAUUAAAAUGCACGCGGAAAAUAUAGAACAAGACACGCGGACAAUGUAUCAUUCGAUUAAAAGUUUUAAUUGUCUAAUAAAUUCAUUAGUCGGCGCCGGAGUCCUUCUUUGUGCGCCACUUUAAUUGUGCGCAAAGUGUGAUGGAUGCGAAGAAUGCGCGCGCGCGCCAGGUACAUAAUCCAUUCUCGCGCGCGUCCAUUCAUUCGUCUGACAAUGCAAAUUACCCCCGGACGAACUGAAAUAAUGAAUGCAUCAGCAUUAAUAACCGCCAAAGUUUCGGCGCCGCCGCCGACAAACAAACAAAACACACAUUCGCAUUCAGCGGGCCGGGUGUUGCGCAAUUUUUUAUGAAAGGGUGGGAAAGCGGAACAAGAGGCGAAACUUUUUUAUGGUCACCACAUAAAAGCGCGAGAGAGUUAUUUUUCCGUGUUAAAUUUAAUGCGACGCCCCGUCAUGCAGGAAAUUUUUCAAAGUCAUUCGGCAAGUGAAUUUUUUGCCCUUAAUAAAAAAAAAAAAUAGAAAAGGAGAGGAUGAAAUUAGCAAAAUGAAAACCGCCGGAGGGAAACUCACUCGCAUGGGAAUAUAAAUUGAUAAAUUCUAAUUGAAAAUUUUAAAAGUGAAGCAGAAAAUUGUUAUUUAUGUUAAUUUUCAUUGAAACAACUUUAAAUUUUAAAGAUUUUGAGCAAAAAUUCUGAUAUCAGGAAAUUAUUAUUCUAAAAUUCAUUUCUGUAAAGAUCACUGGAAUUUUCCACUACUCAAAAUCAUAAUUAUGAAGUUGAUGAGACUUAAAACUUGUCCCAAAAACUAAUCUUAAUUAAUUAUUGCAUUUAAAAUUAUUAAUUUCAGGAAUUAAGAAUAAUUAAUUAUUGCUAUGAUAUCUCAAAUUUUUGCUAAUAAUGCAAUCAAAUUAUUUGCCAAUUUUUAACUGAUAACUGAUUAGACUCAACAAAUGCUCACAAAAUUAAAAAAUAAAAUUAGGGGAUAAUUCUAGUUACCAGGAGAAAAAUCCGUUCAAACCAUCACGCUUUGUGAGAGGAAAACUCUUUUAUUUGCCUGCUUUUUCUAUGCGGGCAUUCAAUUAAUCAACCGUGUUUUUAGUCUUUUAGUCAAUGUGCGAAUUGUUUUUUCCGCACACCCGCCGCACGGAUCACAAGUCUUUUGCGGUGUGGAGAGACAAUGGCGCCGCCAGAAACAAAAACCACCUUUGCUGGUAAAGGGCAAUAAAUUAAACUGUCUUCGCUUUUGAAUUGGAGACGCGGCGAGACAAAACUGUCAUACAAUAUGCAUUGCCGCGGUAUAAAUUCGUGCCGGAGAAAACUGUUGACAAAGUAAUUUAAAAUCUGACGUUUCUCAUCAGCUGGAGAUGUCUCCGCGUUACAAAUUCUGGGACAGCUCCACUCGCAGAAAGAACUACUCCUUUUCUCUCUCCCUUGCAAUGCAAAUAAUUUAUCUCUCUUCGCGCGGCGGGAGGCUCGACCUUAUUUAAAAUUCAUUUUGCUGCAAUGUAAAAAAUUUCGCGGAUGCAUUCAUAAAUCAAGAGUCAAGCAAACUUUUUUACUUUAACAGUAGAAAAGUUUUAAUUUUAUUUUAGUUUUACGUUCAUUUCAAAAAUUUGAUUGAACAAACUUAUCUAUUUCCAACAAUUAUCUUUUUUUUUUAAAUUGAAUUCAUAUAGAAGU